AUGACUGGGGUGCUGGAGAGCCUGGUGCCGGACAUGCACUCCAGCCAGAUCUCCGCGGGCAGCUACCACCAGCACGGCGGCCUGCACAAGCCGCAGGAGUCCCCCACGCUGCCCGUCUCUACGGCCACCGACAGCAGCUACUACACCAACCAGCAGCACGGGGCGGCGGGCGGGUCGCCCUACGGCACGGUGGGCUCCUUCCCCUACGCGGGCGGCGGCACCGCCCCCUACUCCGCGAAGUCCGGCUACGACCUGGGCUACGCGGGCGCCUACGGCUCCUACGGGCCCUAUGGCAGUAGAGCCUCACCGGCCAACGACUCUGCAGAGAAGGAAGACUGCGAGCCGGAGAUCAGAAUCGUGAACGGGAAGCCGAAGAAAGUACGGAAGCCUCGGACCAUCUACUCUAGCUUCCAGCUUGCGGCUCUGCAGCGGCGCUUCCAGAAAACCCAAUACCUCGCCCUACCCGAGAGAGCAGAGCUGGCGGCAUCCCUCGGCCUCACCCAGACACAGGUGAAGAUCUGGUUUCAAAACCGCCGCUCCAAGUUCAAGAAGAUGUGGAAGAGCGGCGAGAUCCCGGCGGACCCGAACCCCCGCCGCAGCGCCUCGCCGCCGCCUACUGCCUCUCCGCCAGCCUGGGACUUCGCUCCGCACCCGCGCACGACGGGCAACACUGGCACCGCCAGCCCCAGCCCGGCCGCCGCCUUCCUCGGUAGCUACUCGUGGUACCCGCCGGCCGCCGCUCCCCUCCCGCAGCCGGCGCAGCCUCCGCACCACCACGGCGGCGGCGGCGGCAUCUUCUAA
Molecule: messenger RNA, 801 nt
Organism: Colius striatus (speckled mousebird)
Lineage: Eukaryota; Metazoa; Chordata; Aves; Coliiformes; Coliidae
Gene: DLX2
Product: distal-less homeobox 2
Exons: 3
Coding region: 1-801 (266 amino acids)
Biological process (GO): negative regulation of transcription by RNA polymerase II; cell differentiation; embryo development
Molecular function (GO): RNA polymerase II cis-regulatory region sequence-specific DNA binding; DNA-binding transcription factor activity, RNA polymerase II-specific
Source: RefSeq, a predicted model, not a curated record